CUUGGGCUCGAAAAACUAUAUAAAGUGAAACAGUGGGCCUCUCGCAUCCCAAGUUAGUGCCAGACCCGUCAUUUUCUCAUAUUGUUUUCAUUGAAUCUGUGUAAAUAUGGCGCUUUGGAAGGUAAUUAUUCUCGUGAUUUGUGUGUCUGCUCUCGUCCAUUCACGUGAAGUUGAUUUACCGGAGGCUGUCAAGACGUGCAAGAAGGAUUCGGACGAUUACGCCUCAUGCUUGAGGCUUGCUAUUCAAGAAGCUUGGCCAAUUUUCGUUAAUGGCAUUCCUGAGCUGAACGUGCCCCAGUUGGAUCCCUUCGUGGUGGAUGUAUCCAAUAACAACUAUGCAGUUGGUGAAGUCACUGGAAGAAUAUCUGUAAGAAACUCCAAAUCCUAUGGACUAGCCAAAGCGCGUUUCUUAUCAGUGAGACCCUACCACGAGGACGACCACUUCCGUCUUGACAUUGACUACGAGUUGCCCAAGGUCCUCGUGGAGGGUGACUACAAGGCCGAGGGAACCAUUGGAGCCUUUAGAAUUGGCGGAAAGGGACAAUUCAAUAUCAGUAUGACGGACGUCAGAUGCAUGCUCGUGCUCGAGGGGCCAGUAAUUAGUGACAAAUGGGUUGUGGAGAGGCUCAGUCUCACGCCCGAGGUUGGAGACAUGAAAAUUUGGGCUUCUGACUUGUUCAAUGGAAAUCAACAGCUCACGAGAGCAGCUCUUAGUUUCGCAAAUGAAUACUGGGAGAUUCUCUACCGUGGAAUGCUGCCAUUUGCAGCAAAAACCUGGAAUGCUAGUCUUAAAGAUCUCAUCAACGGAAUCUUCGCCAAUCUCUCAUUCUCGAAGACCUUCCCUUGAUCCAAAAAGGGCAUUGUCUUACCAAUUUAUUCCAUUUCUCCUUGAAAGAAUUCGGCAGCUAAGUGGCGAAAGACAACGUAAAUAGGGCAUUUUUCUCAAAUGUGUAAUCAUCUCAAUAAUAAGUGGUUUUAGGAAAAAUGUGAGAAAGCCUUAUUUGUGAACGAUGACAUUCCCCACAAAAAUGGUCUUUUGGCAUUUUCUCCUAAAUCCACUCUCCACUAGGCUAAUUCGACCGUUGAUGAGUCGAUAUGCCUUUCCACUAUGUUACAACUGAAUUAUGUUUGCUCAAAAGUCGGUUUCCUUCGAUUGCGAAUCCAACAUUUACAAUUCCUGGAAAUCUUUGUAAUGAAAUCUUUUGUAACAUUCAGUUGAAAUUUAGAAAUCUUAGUAAUUCAGCUACUGAAGACUGAAGAAACUAUUAAAGAAGAGAAAAAUAUAUGAAUAAAGACAAAAAAUGACGGGUUCAGGCGUCAACUCUGCCAUCAUUUAGAAAGUCUCGAGUGGAAAGUUGCAUUCACUGCGAAAUGUUUUCCAACAUUUCAAUUCAUAAUUCAAUUUUUGCACAUGCCGAAUAAAAUAAUAUAAAUAAAUUUGAAAAACUGUUGUAUAACUGAA
Molecule: messenger RNA, 1462 nt
Organism: Diachasma alloeum
Lineage: Eukaryota; Metazoa; Arthropoda; Insecta; Hymenoptera; Braconidae
Exons: 5
Coding region: 107-847 (246 amino acids)
Source: RefSeq, a predicted model, not a curated record